GAAUUCUGUACUUUAAUUCGACAUUGUAUUAUGACAUUUUAAAUAUCGGUAGUUGCAUAACGUGGGAAAAAGUAUUUUUCUUUCACAUAUAAAUUGGGUUGUGUCAUAAUCUAGAUUGGAAAUUUUGAAAAUGCAAUCUUCCAGACUUUUAUCUCGUUUGCUGGUGAGGCAAGCUACCAGAAAAUAUUCCUCAAAAGCAAAUUUCGAUAUCCCAUCAAUGAAUGAACUGCCAACACCUAAGGGUGAUUGGAAGACCAAUUAUGAUGCAAUGAACAGACGGUAUACACUUCAUUUGCUAUUAGGUGUCGGUGUCUUUGCUGGUACCUUAGUUUUUGGCAAAGCUGCAGGUUACCUCGAAUUUUACGACGAUAUUCCUGAAGAACCAGCAGUCAUCAAAAACUAUAAAGACUUGUAAAUGUGUAUGUUAGUUAGAACAUAAUUAGUUGUAAUUUGAGUAAUCCAUUAUACGAAUGGUAAUAAUAUUUCUUAUUAUGUCCUUCUCUUUUGUUGAAGUAAGUGGAGUAGUCAAAUUUGUAGAUGAGAUAGUUACGACAAGAUCGUUGAUUCGUGGUGGUCUAACAUGUUGUUUGAAUUAAUUGUUCAAGGAUUUUUAAAAAAAAGAGUAAUAAACAUUCAACAAUU
Messenger RNA from Harmonia axyridis, 642 nucleotides. RefSeq lists its product as uncharacterized. The transcript is spliced from 2 exons. NCBI's taxonomy places the organism in Eukaryota, Metazoa, Arthropoda, Insecta, Coleoptera, Coccinellidae. The record is from RefSeq and is a predicted model, not a curated record. Bases 131 to 415 code for a protein of 94 amino acids.